UUCUUCGUUCACAUUGAGAUCAUCAACAUCAAUUCAUCAUUCGUCUUUCAAGUUUCAACUUUCAAGUCUCUUGAAUUUGAGACGUUGUAGUAAUUCGUAGUUUAUUUAUUGAAAAAUGUUUCUGAGACAUAAAAUUGAAGUUAAUUGAAGAAAAAUAACUAAAUAAUAUCCAUAUAGAAUCGAAAUAAACCUACUAAACUCAGUAAAAUUCAAGAUGGAAAUCGAUGAAACUCAACAUGUUGGCGAUAACGGCGAUAUUUUCAUUCACCGUUUAAAAGUACUAACUGACGAAGAAAAACAACGUUUGGAAGCACAGAACACUAGGAUUAUACCAGAAGCCAAAGCUGCACGUUUAGAAAAAGAAGCGAAACGUCAUUGGGACAUAUUCUACAAGAGAAAUGAAACCAAAUUCUUCAAGGACCGGCAUUGGACCACACGUGAGUUUCAAGAGCUUAUUAACUUCGAGCCGGAUGAUAAGAUCACGUUUCUAGAACUAGGAUGUGGCGUGGGCAAUAUGAUAUUCCCGCUAGUCGAGGAAGGUUUCUCCAAUUUCCAUUUCUAUGCAUGUGACUUUUCACCACGUGCAGUGGAGUUUGUAAAGGCCAACAAAUUGUUUGACGAGAGUCGCAUGAAAGCUUUUUGCGCUGAUCUUACCACUGAUGAUUUAUUUGAGAAUGUGGAAGAAGGCUGUGUGGAUAUAGCUAGUCUGAUAUUCGUAUUGUCUGCAAUCCACCCGGACUCGUGGUCGCAAGUAGCCAAAGUCGCGUACCGGGCGCUUCGUCCCGGGGGCGUAUUGUUGUUUCGCGACUAUGGCCGAUAUGAUAUGGCGCAGCUAAGAUUCAAGCCAGGACACAAGAUCGCUGAUAAUUUCUACAUGAGGCAAGAUGGGACCAGAAGUUACUACUUCACGGAGGAAGAGCUGCAGAAGGUUUUCGCUGAUGCUGGGUUUGAGAUCCUCAUGAACACUUAUGUACAACGCCGGACUGUCAACUUCAAAGAGGGAAUUGAUGUACCUCGCAUUUUUGUCCAGGGAAAAUAUAAAAAGCCCGCUAAAGGUUGAAACAGUGUCUGCAAUCAUGAAAUUGCAAUGGAAACAUAAGUGGUUUGAUUAAUGAGCUCUACAAUGGUGUCAGAAUCAUGAUUUUACUGAUCAUUCAAGAACAACAGAACUGCUGGAUCCAUGUGACUUAUUAUAAAAGAUAGGAGAAAAGAAUAGUCAUGGAUUAGCAAUGAUUAGUAAUAGUUACUGACAAGAAACUUCUGAUAAGAUAACAGAUAUCCUGUACACUAAUGGAUGGAUACUUCCUAAAUAUAUACAAAUUGAAUGUAUACAGCUUACUUGCAGUAGAAAUGUUAACCUUAUUGGCUGUAAAUUUAGUAAGAACUGAGAAGUUGAGAACAGAAAGAACAUUGGAAAUGAAAAUCCAUUUAAAGAAGGAGCUGGAUCAGUGAUGUCAUACAAGCAACGAGAAAACAAGCCUUGGAUAAGAAGAAUAUCAAUGGAUAGCAUCAUCUGAUAUUAGGAAAACUAA
Spodoptera litura is the source of this 1532-nucleotide messenger RNA. The record is from RefSeq and is a predicted model, not a curated record. Lineage: Eukaryota; Metazoa; Arthropoda; Insecta; Lepidoptera; Noctuidae.